GGUUAAUAAACAUUGUUGUUAGGCGCAUGUUCGCUUUCAGUAUUUUUUUAUAAUUAAACAAAGAUUAUACAGUUAUUAUAAUAUUGAAUUAUAAAUUAAUUUGACACAUGCCCUGUCAGCUGGUGGCGUGACGGUCGUCCGAUUACCGUAACUAUUUUAUAAUUACUUCCACUUCUGUCGCGCAUAUAUAUUCACAGACUGCACAAUUAAAACAAACACUCUCUACUAUUACCUAAACUAGAGCCGUAAAUACAAAAUCAUCAGGACUAGGCAAGAAAACUGAAAUAGAAUCAUCAAAGCAUGUUUGUAAAUAUGAUGGGUCCACGAUCUUUGCUUUAGUACGGUAUUUCAGCAUGAAGGCGUUCCUGUUUCAAUAUGAGCGCUAUCGGUACAGAUGAUACAUGUGUAUAAGUGUGAGUAAAUGAAGGUAAAGCCAUGUCACCAGCAGAGCCGAGGAUUGUUCUGUUAUUCAGUGGAAAACGAAAAUCAGGAAAGGAUUAUGUGACUGACUUAAUGCAAAAAAGACUGACUUCAGAAAUGUGCUGCAUUAUCAGACUGUCUGGACCUCUCAAACAGCAGUAUGCUCAGGAUCAUAAUUUAAGCUAUAAGGAGCUCUUGGGUUCUGGUCAGUAUAAGGAGAAGUAUCGGGCCGACAUGAUUCAUUGGGGUGAGAUGAAGAGGCAGAAGGACUCUGGCUUCUUCUGUAGACUGGCCAUUAAAAAUGCCAUACAACCAAUCUGGAUAAUCAGUGACUGUAGAAGAUUAUCAGACGUGCACUGGUUUCUUAAGGAGUUUCCUGAUAAAUGCAUCUGCGUUCGUGUUGAGGCGUCUGAGAAAACACGAUCACAGAGGGGCUGGAGUUUUACUGCAGGUAUAGAUGAUGCUGAGUCUGAGUGUGGUUUAGAUGAGGGAGUGAAGUUUGACUGGAUCAUUCAGAACGAUGAAGAUGAUGUUCUGGAGAAACAGCUGCAGGGACUUUUGUCAUUGGUUAAAUAACAGGAGACCUCACAGAGGAUUAAACUAACUUGAUAAAGAUGUUUCACAUAUGUUGACUCUUCUUUGGAAGCUACAAGUAAUUAUGCAAACUAAAUCUGUUCUUUUACAUAAGUAAGGCAACACUACAAGCUAACCGCAACAAAUUUCCUUAAAGGUGCCAAGGAAUGAAUUGAAAUAAUCUGUUUAAUUGUUCUCUGAUAUUUACAUAUAAUGUAUGGGUCUUCAUCAAGUGCAAAAGGUUUAUGUUUUUUUUAUAAUGGACCUGCAAAACGUAACUGUAACAUCAAUAAACAUUAGCAGAUAGCAUAAAGUAGCAUAACUCAGCAGUCACAACAUAAUUGUAAUUAAUUUAAUGUGUAAUUUAAUGUUUGGGUGUACAUCUGGAUUGUAAUGUCACAGUUGGUGUUAUGUUGAGAUUGGUCUGUUUUCCAGCGGUCUUUUGCAUGCACAAGGUUUACACAAUCGUGUUUGAGGCUCACGAUAUUUCAUUACAUGUACAGAGCUCUCAUUAUUCAUCUAUGCCUAGGUAAAUGCAGUUUUACUUUCUACGGCAACUUUAAGUCUAAAAUAUUUAUUUUAAUAUCCCACAGUCAGGUGGCAAGUUAUUAAGAAUUUGCUGUUUUACACAAAACAAUGAGGGUUUGUAAGGGUGAUGCUGUUUAAACGAUUACAAGUUUAUUAACUUUCAGGGCAAGUAGUACUGCAGUGUUGAUGGAUUCUGAUGGCAUAAAAAUUUAGCUGUGAUUCAUGUGUUAAAUAGUAAUGCUGGGAUGUGUUACAACAUUAUCACAAAGCUGAGGAUCAACGUGUGCUGUUCAUGGCUUCAACAAAACUUCAUUUGUGCUGCUCUUGUAAACAGCAUUCUCUCUUUAUGUAAGACGAGUUUAUAUCAAGGAAAUAGAUGUGUUGAAAAGAUACGUUUUCAUUCAUGGAUUCAAAUAGGGUCUUGAAACACAAAAGUUUUGUGUGAUUUCAGUGUUUGAAAUGUUCUUGAAUUUUAAAGUUUUUUUAUUAUUAUUUCUUUAUCUGGAAUCUUAGGUAUAAUUUUAAUGAACAUUCCUCUUUGUAUUUUUUAACAAUAACUGAAGAUGAUGAGUAGGCUACAAACCUGUGGUUGUGUUGAGGAUCAACAGACAGAAAUGUAUACUGCUUCAUAUGCAAAAUAAGACUGAUGUGUGCGCUAUGAGAAUUUGUCCACGAGCUGUU
Messenger RNA from Paramisgurnus dabryanus, 2202 nucleotides. RefSeq names its product phosphomevalonate kinase (gene pmvk). Gene Ontology annotation, cellular component: cytoplasm. Gene Ontology annotation, molecular function: phosphomevalonate kinase activity. Lineage: Eukaryota; Metazoa; Chordata; Actinopteri; Cypriniformes; Cobitidae. Gene Ontology annotation, biological process: cholesterol biosynthetic process; isopentenyl diphosphate biosynthetic process, mevalonate pathway. The record is from RefSeq and is a predicted model, not a curated record.